Molecule: messenger RNA, 1394 nt
Organism: Tribolium castaneum (red flour beetle)
Lineage: Eukaryota; Metazoa; Arthropoda; Insecta; Coleoptera; Tenebrionidae
Gene: ProRS-m
Product: Prolyl-tRNA synthetase, mitochondrial
Exons: 7
Coding region: 34-1380 (448 amino acids)
Biological process (GO): prolyl-tRNA aminoacylation
Cellular component (GO): mitochondrion; cytoplasm
Molecular function (GO): ATP binding; proline-tRNA ligase activity
Source: RefSeq, a predicted model, not a curated record
UUAAGAUAAAAAAAAGUUUGAAUUUUUCGAAAAAUGGUUAUUCGGAACUUGCACCGACUCUCCCGCCUUUUCCAGCCGGUUUCGGUGGUCCCCAAAAAUGCGGAAGUCAAGCGGCACGAUAUCACUUCGAAGAGUCAACGAUUAAUGCUAGAGCUUGGGAUUAUAAGACAAGCGAGUCCGGGUUGUUUCCAUUUUUUGCCAUUAGGGGUCAAGUCUUUGGAGAAACUAACAAGGCUUGUUGAUGAGGAAAUGAAAAAAAUUGGGGGGCAAAAAAUUAUUUUUCCCACGUUAACUAACGCGAAACUGUGGGAAAAAACAGGCAGAUUGGAGACUGUUUCCAGUGAGCUUUUCCAAAUUAAAGACCGGCAUGACCAGAGUUAUAUUUUAAGCCCUACACAUGAGGAGGCCGCGAGUAAUUUACUUGCGUCGUUGGCGCCGAUUUCGUACAAGCACUUACCUUUAAAACUGUAUCAGAUUACAAGUAAAUAUAGGGACGAGAUGAAACCCAGAUUUGGGUUAAUGAGGGGAAAGCAGUUUCUUAUGAAAGACAUGUAUUCGUUUGAUACCGACCUCGAAACGGCCAAACACACUUACGAUGAAAUUUGUAAAAGUUACGAUCGGAUUUUUAGGAGAAUUGGGAUUGAUUUUGUCAAAGUGGUGGGUUGUUCGGGACAUAUGGGGGGCGAAUUAUCGCACGAAUACCACUACAAAGCGGACGUAGGCGAAGAUAAAAUUUUAACGUGCAACAAAUGCAACUAUUCGGCAAAUACCGAAGUUUCAGGGGAGGAAAAAUGCCCCAAUUGUGGGAACACUUCAGUCAAAAUUCACUUAGGGAUAGAAGUUGGUCACACUUUUCUUUUGGGCGAAAAAUACUCAAAACCGCUUAAUGCCACUUUUUUGAAUAAUCACGGCAAACCGGACGUGUUACAAAUGGGCAGUUAUGGACUGGGGUUAUCACGGAUUUUAGCUGCCGUAAUUGAAGUCAUGUCAAGUGAACAAGAAAUCAGGUGGCCCCAGAUUUUAUCACCUUACAGCGUCAUUAUUUUGCCUCCGAAAAGCGGAAGUAAGGAAGAAACACACAUUAAGGAUUCGGGUCUAGUUGACUCACUUUACGAAAAAAUUGAAACGACUUGCAAUUUACAAGACAAUGUUUUAAUCGACGACAGGACGAAUUUUACGAUCGGUCGCCGGUUUCUAGAAGCAAAGAAAAACGGAUAUCCUUUUAUCGUAACUUUAGGUAAAAAAAUCGUAGAAAACCCACUUUUAUACGAAAUUACUAAUUUAAAAACGAAUGAAACGCUAUUUCUAAGUGAGAAUGAUUUAAUGAAUUAUCUUAGGAGUCAGUUAUCGUCGUUUUCGAGCGACUCUGAUAAUAAAUAACUUCCAGAAGGUGA